CUCUCCCAUUACCCUUGUCCAAGAGUAUCCAACCUUCUUUUGCUUUGUUGUUUUUCUGAAACAUGGAUACCAAGGCAGUAACUGGUCCUGUGCAGAAACCAAAUGCCACAACUCCUGCCCAGCAACCAAGCCAAGCUAGCAAUGUGCUAUUACAAGCUACACCAUUGUUGCAACCUGGCCAACAAUUGGGUCCUUUGCAGCCAACUUCCAACUUGGGUUCUGUGCAGCAAACCAGCAACCCAGCUGGUACAUACCAGCAACCCAACCCACAAACCAAUUAUGGUGCAGUGCAGCAACCUAACCCACAAUCCAAUUUUGCACUGCAGCAGCCAACCCCGCAAACCAAUUAUGCAUUGCAGCAACCAAACCCACAAACCAAUUAUGGUGCAGUGCAGCAACCAAACCCACAAACCAAACAAGUUCCACUUCAGCCAUCCAACCAACAAACCAGCCUUGUUCCUUAUCAGCAACCCGACCCACAAACCAAUCUUGGGGCUUGGCAACGACCCACCCCACUGGGUUCUGCGCAGCCAUCCACCCUACUCAGCAAGCUGGCACCUAAUGCCACGCACCAACUGAUCAGAGGUGACCGAAGCAUGCUUACGAUGUCUGAUGACAAUGCGCUGGUCAGUCAUAUUCUGGGAUCCCAUACUCCAGAUGGCCGAGACGUUGAUGUUAAACCCCUUCUUCGCCUUGUUGAGGACAUUCUUAGACGUGCCACUCUCACUCCAGAGACCCUUUUAACAACGGGUUCCCAAACAUACCUUGAUUCAGGCUUUGAUGACAAGACCCACCAUACGAGUUUUCUUGCCAUGCUGGAAGCUCUGUCAUAUACCAUUGACCGAAUUGCCUGCGAGCUUGCAUACAAGGCUUUGGGUGGCACAGAUGCACACCAAACCACAGUGGCAAUAUGUAACAUGGUAUCACACUAUGGAUGGGACGCUAAGUUGGUGCUGGCCUUAGCGGCAUUUGGAUUGAACUAUGGAGAAUUCUGGCUUCUUGCACAGAUUUACUCGACAAACGAACUUGCCAAGGCAAUGGCAAUCCUGAAACAAGUGCCUGGCAUCAUUGAGCACGCUGUCCCACUGAAACCCCGGUUCGAUGCACUUAAUGAUCUAAUCAGGACCAUAUUAGAAGUGACUUGGUGUGUCAUUGAGUUUAAAGAUCUACCAUCCAUUUAUAUCACAACGGACGUACCAGCAUUAGCCUCAGCCAUGAUCCAUAUUCCAACUGCUGUGUAUUGGACUAUCAGGAGUAUUGUGGCCUGCGCAUCUCAGAUUUCUAGCUUCACUAACAUGGGUUACGAGUUUGCGUUAUCCACCUCAGAAGCAUGGGAGCUAUCCACCCUUACCCACAAGCUCAAAACCAUACUUGAACAUCUCAAGAAGAAGAUGGAGAAAUGUGUUCAAUACAUUGAGGAGAGGAAGGAUGUUGAAUCUUAUGAAAUGCUUGUCGAACUCUUCAAAAUGAUCCACAUUGACAACAUGAGAGUUCUCAAGGCCUUGAUUUGCCCUAGGGAUGAUGUGCUAGCACUUGUUGAUGGUACCACCAAGAGAAGGGUUAACCUUGAUGUUCUUAGGAGGAAGAAUGUGUUAUUGCUCAUUUCAAGUCUAGAUAUCACCCAAGAUGAGUUGUCAGUUCUUGAACAGAGUUAUAACGAGUCCAGGCUCCAUGAAAUGAGGCUUCAGAGUCCGUAUGAGGUUGUGUGGAUCCCCAUUGUCGACCAAUUGACUGAUGUCAAGCAAAGGCAUUUUGAAGUGUUGCAGGCUCCAAUGACGUGGUACUCAGUGUACCACCCUUCCAUAAUAUCAAAGGCAUCUGUCAAGUUCAUCAGGGAGCAGUGGCACUUCAGGAACAAGCCUAUCCUUGUAGUCCUAGACCAUCAAGGGAGAGUGGUGUCCCCCAAUGCAAUUCACAUGAUGUGGAUUUGGGGAAGCCAUGCUUUCCCUUUCACUACGUUGAGAGAAGAAGUUCUUUGGAGAGAAGAGGCUUGGAGGCUUGAGCUGUUGGUGGAUGGCAUUGACGCAACCAUAUUGAACUGGAUUAAAGAAGGAAAAUACAUUUUCUUGUAUGGAGGCGAUGACAUGGAGUGGAUUCGGAAAUUUACAAAGGAAGCAAAAGCAGUUGCAGCGGCUACACGCAUACCCUUAGAGAUGGUGUAUGUAGGAAAAGCCACAAAAAGGGAGCAAGUGAAGCGAGUGAUAACGAACAUUGUACAGGAAAAACUCAGUACCUGCUGGCAAGACACAGCCACAAUAUGGUUCUUUUGGACCAGGCUUGAGAGCAUGCUGUUCUCAAAGAUUCAGCUAGGCAAGGAUGAGGAACACGACCUUGUGAUGCAACAAAUCAAGAGGGUGCUUAGUUUUGACAGAGAGGGUUCGUGGGCAGUGCUUAGCAGAGGGUCUAGUGUGUUGGUUAAUGAGCAUGGAAACAUUCUCUGGCCUGCCUUGUUUGAGUAUGAACAAUGGAAAGAAAAGGUGGCACUGCAGGGCUUUGACAUUGCUUUUCAAAACUAUGUUGCUGCGCUUCGUGGUGAUUCUCACCCUUGUUGCCGCUUUGAGUUCUCAAACUAUGCUGGAAAAAUCCCAGAAAACAUGAAGUGUCCUGAGUGUCAUCACUACAUGGAGAAAUACACCACUUUCCUCUGCUGCCACGACGAAGGCAUUGUUCCAAGCUUACUUGCACUAGCCACUAAUAAUUAAACCCACUAGCAUUUUCCUUAAUUAAUAUAGCAGCUAUAUGCUUAUGCUGCUGAUGCUAAAUAAGAGAACAAUAUAUAUAGGAUAUGUGUUUUAUUUAUUUAUUAAUUUUUUUCUUCUUUCAUCUUAUAUAUAUAUGUUAAAGAAUUGAGUGUGACUGUGUGAGAUGUCCACCCAAUUGCGACUUUCUGGCGGCUUAUGUAUCCGAUUUGAAGGAAUAGAUAAAAAAAACACGUGUAUUGUAAUAAUCUUCUUUGAUUAUAUUAAAGAUUCUUUUGCAGUAAACUAUAAAUACAACUAUUAUAAAAAGCU
Molecule: messenger RNA, 3011 nt
Organism: Quercus robur (English oak)
Lineage: Eukaryota; Viridiplantae; Streptophyta; Magnoliopsida; Fagales; Fagaceae
Product: protein SIEVE ELEMENT OCCLUSION B-like
Exons: 7
Coding region: 63-2702 (879 amino acids)
Biological process (GO): phloem development
Source: RefSeq, a predicted model, not a curated record